AUGCUCGACGAUGGACCUAGACUUUACUUGGCCACAUCGGCUUUGGCGCUGGCUAUCUUUAGUUGUUAUCGAAACUAUUGGAACAAGCAGUCGGGUCCCCCACUCCCUCCUGGUCCUAGGCCCCUCCCAAUAGUGGGGAAUGUUCUAAGUCUUGAUGCCGCUCAGCCUUGGCUGACUUUCAAUGCCUGGAAGUCCACAUAUGGUGACAUCAUUUAUACUCGUCUGCUUAACAAGCCUGUGAUCGUGAUUAACUCUGAGGAGGUUGCAAAGGACCUCUUUGAAGAGCGUUCCAUCAUAUAUUCAGAUAAACCCCAGUCCUUUGUUUACCCACACUUUGCUUCGGACUUCAACCCAGCGUUUUUGCCAUAUGGAGACAGGUGGCGCCUUCACCGACGAAUUUAUCAUCGGGCAUUUCGUCAAGCUGAAAUACCUACUUACCAUGCUGUGCAACUGCGUUCCGCCCACAAAAUGUUGUUCAGUUUUCUACAGGAUCCUAGCGACUAUUCAAGACAUUUUGAGAUGUUUAGCGUUUCCUUUAUACUGCCUAUAACAUAUGAUUAUGAACCGAAAGCCAAGGAUGAUCCCAUCGCCCACAUCAUGGAAAGGUACUUGGAUCGGGUAAACGCAAUUUUGACGCCAGGUGUUACUGUGAUACUCGAAACAUUCCCUUUCCUUUUGAAGCUACCCAGCUGGUUUCCUGGUGCCACAUUCAAGCGAGCGUCACUAGAGUGUCUCAAGGCAGGCCAUGAUAUAAAGGAGAUACCCUUUCAAAUGGUCGAAGAGAGAAUGUCUACCGGCAUCACGGCGCCUUGCUUCGUGGCUGAUACCUUGAGCAGGAUGAGGCUUUCUGAAGAGGACGACGCUGUCAUUACAGCUGCAGUCAAGGAGACUGCUUGUAUGACAUUCGCAGGGGCAUUUGAGACGACUACUUCCACGUUACUUAUGUUCAUUCUUGCUAUGGUACUCAAUCCAGAGGUACAGGCCAAAGCGCAAGCAGAGAUUGAUCGAAUCGUUGGCAAAGAUAGACUCCCCGGUUUCAAUGAUAGACCAUCGUUGCCUUACGUUGACGCUAUUUUGCGUGAAACACUGAGAUGGCACCCCGUGGUUCCGUUUGGCGUCCCGCGCACAACAACAACCAGCGACAUCUACAAAGGCUACUUCAUCCCUAAAGGUUUGGCAAUGACACACGAUGAAAAGAAGUACCCCAGUCCUGAUGAAUUCAAACCGGAAAGGUUUCUUCAUGAAUAUGGGUCGCUCACCAGCGACACGAUGCCUUUAGGCUUUGGCUGGGGUCGCCGGAGCUGUGUGGGACGGUAUGUCGCGGAUGCGGCACUCUGGAUCGCGAUCACGAGCUUCCUCGCCAUGUUCUCAGCCCACAAGGCCCUUGAUGAACACGGCAUGGACAUCCCAGUCGUUCCGAAGUUCUCUCCGGGUCUCAUUAUUCAUCCGGAGAAAUUUCCCUGCCGCAUUGUCCCGCGAUUCCCCGAUACAUCUGUGGAGACACUGACACACUUGACCGGAUUAGAUCCGUGUGUCAACAUCGCCUGA
Messenger RNA from Suillus subalutaceus, 1548 nucleotides. Its product is annotated as cytochrome P450. NCBI's taxonomy places the organism in Eukaryota, Fungi, Basidiomycota, Agaricomycetes, Boletales, Suillaceae. The record is from RefSeq and is a predicted model, not a curated record. Gene Ontology annotation, molecular function: iron ion binding; heme binding; oxidoreductase activity, acting on paired donors, with incorporation or reduction of molecular oxygen. Bases 1 to 1548 code for a protein of 515 amino acids. The transcript is spliced from 13 exons.